CCCGGAAGUGAGCAUUUGGAGCGCUGUAGGCACCUGAAGAACCUUGAUUCUGAGCUGGAGCUGAAUGAAGCCGGAGAAGCCAGGCUUCCUUUUGAGAGGCUCUAAAAUUGUUCUGAGGAAGAAAAGUUUGAACUCAAAAAUCUCAGACUUUCUCUUCCAUUUCCAAAAGUGGAGUAGCCUUUUAAGCUGUAUGAUGCCUGCUGCGUUGGGGUCCUCAAUCCCUACAUCUCCAUUGAUGAAGCUAGAGGAGGAUUCUUUUUCUGGACAUGAUUUUGCCCUGAGAGGGGACAACCCUGAGACAGCUCGACAACACUUCAGGCAGUUUCACUACCAGUUGAUGUCUGGGCCCCAUGAGACUAUGAGACAACUUAGGAAGCUCUGCUUUGGGUGGCUGAGGCCAGAGAUUCACUCAAAGGAGCAGAUCUUGGAAAUGCUGAUGCUGGAACAGUUCCUAACCAUCUUACCAGGGGAGAUCCAAACCUGGGUGCGGAAGCAGUGUCCAGAGAGUGGAGAAGAAGCAGUGACAUUGGUAGAGGGCUUACAGAAAGACCCUGGGAGAUUGUGGCAUUGGAUCAAAGUCCAAGUGCUCCGACAAGAAGCUCAUUCAGAGGAAAUGGAAUCGUCAGGUGUCCCAGUGGAGCCUAAUGCAAAGGUAAUGCUUCAGAAAGAAGGCACACAGAAUUCACGCUCAGCACAGGAGGAACAGCUAAACCACAGCAUCAAAGAGGAGUCUGAAAACUCACUUGAGUUUGGUUUGCCGAUUUCCCAGCUCCCUACCCUUCCUGAAGGAAGGCAUACCAGAGACAAGAAUGAAGCAGCUUCAGUUCCUGCAUCUGGAUCUCAGGUGUUGGAUCAGAGGCAAAGUCUUCAUUUGUGUCAUGUAGUGAAAAGCAUGCUGCACCUAGAGUUAGGAGGAUUAGGUUUGAAUCCUGGCUCUAACCCUAAUUGUGUGACUGAGCAGUGGCAGUGCCUGAAUCACACUCAGAAAGAGCUUUACUGGGAUGCUAUGCUGGAAGAUUAUGGGAAAGUGGUUUCACUAGCAAUUCCCAUUUCUAAACCAAACCCAACUAACCUGGUAGAUGGAAAGGAAGAGCCUGAUGGAUCGCAUUCUCAUGCAGAUGAAGGAAUACCAAGAAACAUUUGCAUAGGAGACAGAGGGGAGAAUGACAAAGAGAAUCUUCAUUUGGAAAAUACAAGGGGCCAGGAAUCUCAAAAGAUCUCCUACCAGAAAUGGCAAACCUCAGAAAAUGUACCUUCACAGGCCCCCUUGAAUGAAUUCAUUGAGGAUGAUCCAAGAAGCUUGGGAGUAAGAAAAGAUUUUAUUAUCCAGGAGAACCCUCAGGAUAGAGUAAAGGCAGGGAAAAGCCUUCCUCUGGAAAGGAGUUUAGGGAAACUUCUAGGUCAACAUUUGUCUAGUCCAGUGGAACAAGACUCCUCAUGGAGAGAAGAGAAGAAAGAGAUCUGCCAGAAAGGCCAACUACGAACCCUUGCAGGACAGAAGUAUAAUAUUACCAAUAGAUGUAUAGACUGUGGGAAAAGCUUUGUUCGGAAAUCUCAACUUGUAAUCCACCAAAGAAUUCACACUGGAGAGAGACACUACCAGUGUUCCACCUGUGGAAAAAGCUUCAGUCGGAACUCAGACCUUAGAAAACAUCAAAGAAUCCACACAGGGGAGAAACCCUAUAAAUGUGAUUAUUGUGGCAAAGGCUUUAGUGAUUUCUCAGGAUUACGGCAUCAUCGAAGAACCCAUACAGGAGAGAAACCAUACAAAUGUUCUAUCUGUGGGAAAAGUUUUAUUCAGAGGUCAAACUUUAAGAGACAUCAGAGAGUUCACACAGGAGAGAAACCUUUUAAAUGCUCUUGCUGUGGGAAAUGCUUCAGUUGGAGCUCAAGUCUUGAUAAACAUCAAAGAUCUCACACAGGAGAAAAGUCUUUUAAAUAACCUAAGAGAUACUAGGUAUCAGUAGAGAAAUCCCAUUUCCAGUCCAUGAAAAAAUUCUUUCGCAUAGAGAAAUACUUCAGAAGGAAUUAUACCCAUUAAUGGAUAUUCUUAUUCUUGGAAAUCAUUUCCUUCUGAUUGGAUUAAAGAGGAGGGGCUAGAAUGUGUUUUAUCAGCCUAAGCAUGGAUAAUGUGGGUCAAGACUGGUUGUCAGGCUUUGCAUUUUCCAUAAUGGGAAAAAGACUAUGGGCUUCAUCUCCCAACUCAUCUCUCUGUGUUGUUUCUUGCAUUCACUGGAAUCUGUUAAAUCACACAAUUAACUAAGAUGAUUUUAUGUGGGUUUAGCUAUCACUUUAUACCCUCGUUCUUUCUGUUUCAUUCCUCUGAGAUGGCAGGAAUGGUGGGGGCACCCAGAAGGUCAUCUUCAGGUAUAUAGGUGAGCCUACAAACUAUCAUAUGGAGUUUAAAGUGGAGAAAGGGUAUAUAGGUGUUCUGCUUUACCAAGGCAAAGGUCGGAAAAGUUGAAGCGAUGCUCAGGAAUUCCCUAUAUUCAAGUGACAGUAGAUCUUUCAGCAUAAGGAAAAUUUUGUCUAUGAAUGGAGAAUGAGAUAAGGAACUAGGCAUCAGCUGGUAGGGAGGGGAAGGAACAAGUAAAUACAGUCAGUUCAACAGAAUUUAUAGAAGAUUUGAAAUACUCUAAGUAUUUUUUUUGGAGGGAAGUAGGAGGUGAAAAAUUUUUUUUUUCCAUUCUACUUUAAGUAGUAAAUCCAUAAGGAAAACUGUUUUUACAGGCUGGUCUCCCUCUCAAAAGACAGUUUUUUUCUCUUCAUGUUCCAAUUUAAUUGCGAAUAUAGGGAUCAGUUUUUUGUAAAUUUCCCUUGUAUCCACUAUAACACCAAGGACAGUGCUUACGCAAUAAACACUCACUGUUGGUCUCUUUUGGUCUCACUAUA
This is a messenger RNA of Vombatus ursinus (common wombat), 2892 nucleotides long. RefSeq names its product zinc finger protein 18 (gene ZNF18). Gene Ontology annotation, biological process: regulation of transcription by RNA polymerase II. Gene Ontology annotation, molecular function: DNA-binding transcription factor activity, RNA polymerase II-specific; RNA polymerase II cis-regulatory region sequence-specific DNA binding. The coding region runs from base 65 to 1942 and encodes 625 amino acids. The transcript has 8 exons. The record is from RefSeq and is a predicted model, not a curated record. Lineage: Eukaryota; Metazoa; Chordata; Mammalia; Diprotodontia; Vombatidae.